UUUCGCACAGGAGAGAUACAGGACUAUCGUGGAUCCUCUGGGGAGCCUCAACAACCUCAUGAUGCUGACGAGGCAGAGAAGAGUCUCUCCAGAUCAGAACGCCUCAAUAAACACCUGCAGAGAUCCACAGGGAAGAGAACUCACUGCUGCUCUGACUGUGGGAAGAGAUUCACUUCAUCAGGCAUUACAAUUCAUCAAAGGAUCCACACAGGAGAGAAAUCUAAUAGCUGUGAUCAAUGUGGGAAGAGUUUUGGUCGAUCUUGCAAUCUGACUCAACACCAGAGAAUGCACACAGGAGAGAAAUCUUAUAGCUGUGAUCAAUGUGGGAAAAGUUUUGGUCAAUCUUGCAAUCUGACUCGACACCAGAGAACACACACAGGAGAGAAAUCUUAUAGCUGUGAUCAAUGUGGGAAGAGUUUUACUACAUCUGGCUAUCUGACAGUGCACCAGAGAACACACACAGGAGAGAAAUCUUAUAGCUGUGAUCAAUGUGGGAAGAGUUUUACUACAUCUGGCUAUCUGACAGUGCACCUGAGAACACACACAGGAGAGAAACCUUUUAGCUGUGAUCAAUGUGGGAUGAGUUUUACUACAUCAAGCUCUCUGACUAUACACCAGAGAACACACACAGGAGAGAAAUCUUAUAGCUGUGGUCAAUGUGGGAAGAGUUUUGUUAGAUCUGACCAGCUCACAGUACACCAGAGAAUACACACAGGAGAUAAGCCUUAUAGUUGUAAUCAUUGUGGGAAGAGUUUUACUACAUCUGGCACUCUGACUGAACACCAGAGAACACACACAGGAGAGAAACCUUUUAGCUGUGAUCAAUGUGGGAUGAGUUUUGUCCAAUCUGGAGAUCUGACAGUGCACCGGAGAACACACACAGGAGAGAAACCUUAUAGCUGUAAUCAAUGUGGGAAGAGUUUUACUACAACUUGUUCUCUGACUGUACACCAGAGAACACACACAGGAGAGAAACCUUUUAGCUGUGAUCAAUGUGGGAGGAGUUUUACUACAUCAAGCUCUCUGACUAUACACCAGAGAACACACACAGGAGAGAAAUCUUAUAGUUGUAAUCAUUGUGAGAAGAGUUUUCCUACAUCUAGCCAGCUGACUGUACACCAGAGAACACACACAGGAGAGAAACCUUUUAGCUGUGAUCAAUGUGGGAUGAGUUUUACUACAUCAAGUCAUCUGAUUCGACACCAGAGAACACACACAGGAGAGAAACCUUAUAACUGUGGUCAAUGUGACAAGAGAUACUCUGAUAAAAGAUCUCUGAUCAAACAUCAGAAAAUACAUACAUGAAGAAGUUGUUUCAUGAUAUCCAUGAAAUGAUGUCACAAUGUAGAAUGUUUUAACUUUGUAGUGGGAGUAUUUUAAUGAUGUCACAAUGUAGAAUGUUUUAACAUUGUAGUAGGAGUAUU
Salvelinus fontinalis (brook trout) is the source of this 1424-nucleotide messenger RNA. Its product is annotated as zinc finger protein 135-like. Gene Ontology annotation, molecular function: RNA polymerase II cis-regulatory region sequence-specific DNA binding; DNA-binding transcription factor activity, RNA polymerase II-specific. Gene Ontology annotation, biological process: regulation of transcription by RNA polymerase II; central nervous system development. The record is from RefSeq and is a predicted model, not a curated record. Gene Ontology annotation, cellular component: nucleus. Lineage: Eukaryota; Metazoa; Chordata; Actinopteri; Salmoniformes; Salmonidae. The transcript has a single exon. The annotation marks the transcript as partial.